This is a messenger RNA of Umbelopsis ramanniana AG, 764 nucleotides long. RefSeq lists its product as uncharacterized. NCBI's taxonomy places the organism in Eukaryota, Fungi, Mucoromycota, Umbelopsidomycetes, Umbelopsidales, Umbelopsidaceae. The coding region runs from base 184 to 633 and encodes 149 amino acids. The record is from RefSeq and is a predicted model, not a curated record. The transcript has 6 exons.
CAGGAUAUUCAGACUACUAUUUGUAGAGUGGUUGUUACCAAACCGCAGUGCCAUGUUAAAGGGCUUCUACAGUGGCUCAGAUGACGUGUGUUGUGAUUUUUAGAGAUGCGCCAAAAUUAGUGCGGCUAGCGGAAGGAGUAUAACACAACUCUUCUUUUCUACCCGGUAAAAGAAACUUGAAUCAUGGCUCUGAAGCGCAUUCAAAAGGAAUUAGCAGAACUUAACAAGAAUCCACAACCUGGGAUCAGCGCAGGCCCAAUCGAUGAAGACAUGUUCCAUUGGCAAGGAUCUAUUGCUGGACCGGCUAACAGUGCAUACAAAGGUGGUGUGUUCAAAUUGGAUAUCGUUUUUUCAGCCGACUAUCCUUUCAAGCCACCCGUUGUCAAGUUCAUCACCAAAGUAUAUCACCCCAAUAUUGACGAUGACGGUUCAAUAUGCGUAUCUCUUCUAAAGAACGAUGUCUGGAAACCAGCCACUAAAUUGCAUCAAGUUCUUGGUUCAAUUUCGGAUCUCUUGGAGAACCCAAAUCCUGAGGAUGCCUUGGUGGCAUCCAUUGGAGAGGUCUAUACCACCAACAGAACAAAGUUCAAUAAGACUGCCAAAGAUUAUGUUAAGAAGUAUGCCACGCCCUAAGCAAGACUCCUUCUUUUAUCCUUUGAGAGUCUCAGUGCUAUGGCAUGAACAUUACAUUUGUCAUGCCUACAGCAAACUGUACAUAAACAAAUGCGUAACUGUAUAGAAAUAAAUCUCAGGUUUAUUCUGAA